GACAAUUCUGUCAUUUUUAUCAAUGGUGGUAAAUAGCACUGCCUGUGUGGAAUUGAUGUUUCUUUUGUGCAUUUUUUUAUACCCCCGUCCAGUUGGCGACGCCAGUACUCCUUUUGUAUGUAGUUCGCUAUAAGACCUCACCAAAGAAGAAUAAGGCUUUUUUUUUGCGGUACUAGUUCUCUAUCUAUCUCUAUGUCUCCUUCACGUCAAGCAGACAUUUUUGGUCUUACGUGAAUUAAGUAGCGUACUACUUUUACAGUUCUGUGGUCUCAGGUGAAUUCGUGGAAGGGAAUGCCGAGCGGUGAAAGGUCCGUUAGUGAAGCGCCUGGGAACGGCAACAUUAUGGCUCAACAGAAGCUUCUGGAAGGUUAUGUGGGCUUUGCCAAUCUCCCAAACCAAGUGUACAGAAAGUCUGUCAAGAGAGGCUUCGAGUUCACUCUCAUGGUUGUGGGUGAAUCUGGUUUGGGGAAGUCUACGCUGAUCAAUUCCCUCUUCCUGACAGACUUGUAUUCUCCUGAAUACCCUGGUCCCUCCCACAGAAUCAAGAAGACUGUACAGGUGGAGCAGUCUAAGGUGCUGGUAAAGGAAGGAGGAGUUCAGCUUCUUCUCACCAUCGUUGACACACCGGGGUUCGGAGACGCUGUCGACAACAGUAACUGCUGGCAGCCAGUCAUUGAUCACAUCGACAGUAAGUUUGAGGAUUACCUCAACUCAGAGUCCCGGGUCAAUAGACGGCAGAUGCCUGACAACAGAGUGCACUGCUGCCUCUACUUCAUCACCCCCUCUGGACAUGGGUUGAAGCCUCUUGAUAUAGAGUUCAUGAAGCGGUUACAUGAAAAAGUGAACAUCAUCCCCCUCAUCGCCAAAGCGGACACAAUGACUCCUGAGGAGUGCCAACAGUUCAAGAAGCAGAUCAUGCGAGAAAUCACAGAGCACAAAAUCAAGAUCUACGAGUUCCCAGAAACUGACGAUGAGGAGGAGAACAAGAUAGUCAAGAAGAUCAAGGAUCGCUUACCCCUGGCUGUUGUUGGUAGCAACACCAUCAUCGUGGUCAAUGAGAAACGGGUGCGAGGGAGGCAGUACCCCUGGGGUGUGGCGGAAGUGGAGAAUGGAGAGCACUGUGACUUCACCAUCCUGAGGAACAUGCUCAUCAGAACUCACAUGCAGGACCUGAAAGACGUGACCAACAAUGUCCACUAUGAGAACUACCGCAGCAGGAAGCUAGCAGCCGUCACAUACAACGGAGUGGACAGCAACAAGAACAAGGGACCAAUGACCAAGAGUCCAUUGGCCCAGAUGGAGGAGGAGAGGAGGGAGCACGUGGCCAAGAUGAUGAAGAUGGAGAUGGAAAUGGAACAGGUGUUUGAGAUGAAGGUCAAGGAGAAGAUCCAGAAGCUCAAAGACUCUGAGCAAGAGCUCCAGCGGCGCCACGAGCAGAUGAAGAAGAACCUGGAGGCCCAGCACAAGGAGCUGGAGGAGAAGAGACGCCAGCUGGAGGAUGAGAAGAACAACUGGGAGGCACAGCAGAGGGUGCUGGAGCAACAGAAACUAGACUCCUCCAGGACCUUGGAAAAGAACAAAAAAAAGAAGAUAUUUUAAAAGUAUUGCAGGAGAACCACCAUGUAACAAUGUACUAGUUGCCAAUUUACCAGCCUGGACCGUCAGUUUGCCUGUCAACCAACAACCUGUUACUGAUACUGUAUGUGUGACGGAGCAGCGUGGUCUGUCUGGGGGAAGUUGGUUCUAACUGGGGGAUAGAGGGAGAGAGGCUCCUCCAUUAAACUCAAACUCACUUUCAGACAGACUCAGUCCUGGAACAUGCUAUAUCACUGUACUAUUUCUCCUUUUAUCCCUAGUUUUUUAUGUAUAUAUGUGUUUUUUUCCUGAAGUGGGCACAUUAGAUGGUUGUACAAUCAUGUUUUGUGGUUCAGUGUGACACACAGAAAAACGAUUUUAGAAAGGAUUUUUUUUCCCACUUUAAACCCCAGAAUGCCACAACUGUUUUUCUUUCACUUCCUUAUUCUCUUUCUAGUUAGAUGGCCUUGGAGACAGACUGCGCUGCUUUUUCUCUUUCUAGUUACAUGACCUUGGAGACAGACUGCACUGCUUAUUCUCUUUCUAGUUAGAUGGCCUUGGAGACGGACUGCACUGCUUAUUCUCUUUCUAGUUAGAUGGCCUUGGAGACGGACUGCA
Messenger RNA from Oncorhynchus keta (chum salmon), 2193 nucleotides. Its product is annotated as septin-7. The record is from RefSeq and is a predicted model, not a curated record. Lineage: Eukaryota; Metazoa; Chordata; Actinopteri; Salmoniformes; Salmonidae. Gene Ontology annotation, molecular function: GTPase activity; GTP binding; molecular adaptor activity. Gene Ontology annotation, biological process: cilium assembly; cytoskeleton-dependent cytokinesis. The coding region runs from base 292 to 1599 and encodes 435 amino acids. Gene Ontology annotation, cellular component: septin ring; cell division site; microtubule cytoskeleton. The transcript has 14 exons.